UAUAUCUGUGUACUUCAACACUAUUGUUUAAAAGGUCGAUUGGUGUUAAUCUAUAAAUAAAUAUUAAUGUUACUUUCCUCAUUACCCCGGGAAAAUUUAAUAGAUUUUCUCCUAGCACCCACUACCCAAAAAUAGUAAUAUUUUUAAUGUUUAAUGUGUGUGUAAUGUAUAAAAUAUCUCUCGUUUCAGGACUAAACCUAGAUAUUACCAUCGGUGGAGCAGGCAUAUUUUUUUUACACUCUAAUUCUUAUUUUUUGACCGGGGUUAUGAUUUCACGUUUUAAUGAAAUAAACGAUACAGUUUUAGGAUUUAUAGACAUGAAAUACCAUGUUCAAUGGAUUCGUGGAAUUUUAAACGAACAUGUCACAGUGAAUUCAUGCGUUUUACCAACUGUCGAAGGAGUUCUAUAUUAUUAUGAAGGUUCUAAUGAAAUUUUAUCUCCCGGGACAUUAAUUAAUCAUCAUCUUACUGUUAUUGAGAAUUGUGAAGUUGGAUAUCAUAAGGCUUAUCCCAAUGGUUUUAGGUUUUGUCAGAGAACAGGAAAUUGGUUAUCGAGUACUGAGAAAUUAUGUUUCAAAAUGUGUCCACCUCUAAUAUCAGAUAGCUUAGAUAUUAAAUGUAGUCAUAAUGGUAAGUAUGCUAAUUGUUCAAAUUUAUCGAUACUUGAUACAAUAGCAACACUAUCAUGCAAGCCAACAUUUACUGCACCAAAUGGACAAGAGAUUUCACUUGAAUUAUUUUGUCAGUCUAAUGGGCUGUGGAAUAAACAACUAUAUAGAUGCAAUCCAUAUUGCGGUAGAGUAUAUGUCGAAAACCAAGUAUUGAUCGACAAUGGUGAUAGAGCACUUGUUGGAACGGCUCCUUGGAAUGUUGGAAUAUAUCAGUUAAAUAAAAUAAAUUAUAAUUAUGACAUGAUAUGUGGAGGAUCAAUUAUUUCUCCACAAUUAAGUCAUUUCUGCGGCUCAUUGUUUUUGGCAAAAAGCUGUGUUAUCUAAGAAUAUAUCUGUAACGGAUGGUCUAUACAAAAUUGCUGUUGGAAAAUAUGAUAGAAAUAUUACAAUAAUUGACAAUGAAUUUACUCAAAUAAUAAAUGUGGAAAUGAUUCACCUGAAAGAAGGUUAUUAUGGACGUACUGGGUUCCAUGCUGAAGAUAUAGCUAUUAUAGUGUUACAAAACAAAGUUUCUUUUAGUAAUGGUGUUUCACCUGUUUGUAUCGAUUGGAACGGUAAAUACAAUGUAGUCAAUGGAAAUCAAGGAAAGUUUUAUACUUUUACAGAUUGUUGGUUGGGGAAAAACGGAAAAAGGCAUUUCAAGUCCUAUUUUAUUAGAAGCAAAUUUACCAUACAUCGACCAUAUUUCUUGCCGGAAA
Acyrthosiphon pisum (pea aphid) is the source of this 1369-nucleotide messenger RNA. RefSeq names its product mannan-binding lectin serine protease 2. The transcript is spliced from 7 exons. Lineage: Eukaryota; Metazoa; Arthropoda; Insecta; Hemiptera; Aphididae. The record is from RefSeq and is a predicted model, not a curated record. Bases 147 to 995 code for a protein of 282 amino acids. Gene Ontology annotation, biological process: proteolysis. Gene Ontology annotation, molecular function: serine-type endopeptidase activity.